AUGCAACGAAGUGUCUGCAACUGCUCCUUCAAUAGCCUCCAAAACAUCUCCUCCAGCCUCGGCCAAGACACGCUCUCCUUUGACAAUAUCCUCCAAAUCGGCUCCGACUUCAUAGGCUAUUUUCAAACAAUCAUCGACUGCGAGAGAUGUGUCACCACAAAGCGCAUGACUAACAUCCUGUCCCAAAUCACCUCUCGGCUUGUCUGCUUCUACGAAGCAGCCUACAUGAACGCUGCUACAGACACGACACACCCGAGGGCGCGUUCGACCAGCGACGCGGGGCUACUGCUAUCACCUCCUCUAUCACAGCAUGGCCAAAUGAGUCCGUUGUCUCCGGCGACGCAGCCGGCGCCGAGCUGUCGGCUGAUGUUUGGCGAGAUGAAGCUGGGGAGGCUUCCGCUUGAGGGGCACGAGGCGAGGAUACUGGCUGAGGUGAUACUGGUAGAUACUUGUCUCGAGCUGAACGAGAAGAUACAAGAGUGGAGGCUUGUCAUGGAUGAGGCGGCUGAGGCUACGGAGGAGCAGUGUGAUGCUACUUCAUUGCAUUGCUUGGAUAGACUGGCCAAGUUGAUUGGGCUAUUGCAGUUGGACGGGCUCCCAGUACAGAGCUGCUGA
Messenger RNA from Trichoderma reesei QM6a, 615 nucleotides. RefSeq lists its product as uncharacterized. The record is from RefSeq and is a predicted model, not a curated record. The transcript has a single exon. NCBI's taxonomy places the organism in Eukaryota, Fungi, Ascomycota, Sordariomycetes, Hypocreales, Hypocreaceae. The coding region runs from base 1 to 615 and encodes 204 amino acids.